Antrostomus carolinensis (chuck-will's-widow) is the source of this 1671-nucleotide messenger RNA. RefSeq names its product phospholipid phosphatase related 1 (gene PLPPR1). Gene Ontology annotation, molecular function: phosphatidate phosphatase activity. The transcript has 5 exons. Gene Ontology annotation, cellular component: plasma membrane. Gene Ontology annotation, biological process: signal transduction; phospholipid metabolic process; phospholipid dephosphorylation. The record is from RefSeq and is a predicted model, not a curated record. NCBI's taxonomy places the organism in Eukaryota, Metazoa, Chordata, Aves, Caprimulgiformes, Caprimulgidae. Bases 49 to 753 code for a protein of 234 amino acids.
CUUCUGUUUCUUUACCUUUCCCGGCAGAUUUUUAUUGGUGAGAUAUCCAUGUAUUUCAUAAAGUCAACCCGAGAAACCCUAAUUAUUCAAGAGAAAACUAUUUUGACUGGAGAGUGCUGUUACCUGAACCCACUGCUUCGAAGAAUAAUACGUUUUAUAGGAGUGUUUGCGUUUGGACUUUUUGCAACUGACAUAUUUGUAAAUGCUGGCCAGGUUGUGACUGGAAACUUGGCUCCCUACUUCCUGACUGUAUGUAAACCCAACUACACUGGCAACGACUGUCGGGUCCAUCACCAGUUCAUAAACAACGGCAACAUCUGCACCGGGGAUGUGGAGGUGAUUGAAAAGGCAAGGAGAUCCUUUCCAUCCAAACAUGCUGCUUUGAGCAUUUACUCAGCUUUAUAUGCCACGAUGUACAUAACAAGCACAAUUAAAACAAAGAGCAGCAGGCUAGCCAAACCUGUGCUGUGCCUGGGUACCCUGUGUGCUGCGUUCCUCACUGGGCUAAACCGAGUUUCUGAGUAUCGAAACCACUGUUCGGACGUGAUUGCAGGCUUCAUCUUGGGGAGUGCUGUAGCUUUGUUUCUGGGGAUAUGUGUUGUCCAUAACUUUAAAGGCACUCACGGAGCUCCUUCGAAACCGAAGCCUGAAGACCCACGAGGAAUGCCACUAAUGGCUUUUCCAAGAGUGGAAAGUCCGCUGGAGACAUUGAGUGCACAGAACCACUCUGCCUCUAUGACUGAAGUAACCUGAGAUGGAAGACCGGCAACAGAAGCUAUUUUUUAUUACCCUCCAGUACAACACUCCAAGACACACAGUUACUACAUGUCUAACUGUGAUGACCAGUAUUAUGUUAUGUCUAGUUAGAGGCUAAUGUUUUGUACUUUUUUUGUAUGAGGAAGUGAUGUAGCUUGCCCUGAUUUUUUGUCAGCUUUAAUAUUAUGAUGCCAGAAUUUAAAAGCAAAACGGAAAAAAAGAACAAAAAAAACCUUUUCUUGUUUAAAGUGUGCACUGAGGAACUACAUCUAUGGAAUUGUUGAUGUUGUUAUGUGAUAUUUGUACACAUUUUUUUUUUCAUUUUUGAAUUUAUAUAUCUUGAAAAGAAAAAAAAAAAAAAAUUCACUUUCACCUUUUCGUACCCUAAGAAGUGCUUCUACCAGUGGGUCAGGUUCUGAUCUGAGUAAGCUCAGCAUAAAUCUGAAGUAAUUGCAUCUAUUUAAUUCAGAUUAAAAUAAUGGUGAUCAGGAAUCUAACCCAAAUGAUACUGUCAACAAGUAAUAAACAUCCCUCCUUGAUUCAGUGAGCUACUUAAGCAUUCCUUCGCAUUACGGACUUCAGGUAGCCAUCCAGUGUCCAGGCUACUUGGCAGACUUGAAGUGUAUCCUUAAGCACCUCCCUGAAUCAAAGCCUGACUGUUCUGGUGUGGGUGAUUGUGCUGGUUAUUGAAGAAUAACUGAAACAACGGACUCGGUCUGCAGUAGAGACAGGCUGGACAUGAAGAUUUAUAGUAGUAGCUGAUAGCAUGUGAGCUGACUAUAUCAUCUCCCUAGAUCUCCGUUCCUCCCCGAGGCCCAGCUAAAGCUCCCAGUGAAACCUGGCUUCAGGAAUUGACUAUGGGGAUAUACAGCCACCACUGUGGAGCUGAGGCUGCGCUCUGAGUGUUUCAUAACU